Molecule: messenger RNA, 3568 nt
Organism: Puccinia graminis f. sp. tritici CRL 75-36-700-3
Lineage: Eukaryota; Fungi; Basidiomycota; Pucciniomycetes; Pucciniales; Pucciniaceae
Exons: 19
Coding region: 126-3446 (1106 amino acids)
Molecular function (GO): metal ion binding
Source: RefSeq, a predicted model, not a curated record
AAAGAAAAAAAAAAAAAAGAAAGCAGAAACCAACCAAGAACCAAACUAAUUAACUACUCACGAAAGAGAUCGAUCGACAAGACAUACAUACAUCAACAGGAGAGAGACCGCUCGACUGAGAUUGAAUGGUUCAACUUCAAAAACUAGUCAGACUACUCAGAGCACCACCAGUAGUCCAUCGAAGACUGAUAACCACCUCCACCACCAGACCAAACUUGCAAAUCAAUAGAGCUCGACUCAGACCUUACUCAAGCUCAGCAAACACCCUCUACUCAAAAAACCAAACCAAGAAACAUAUCAUGAGCAGCCAUCAGUUGGCAGAGGACGAGAUCCCAUCAUCAUAUGGAAACUUCGAUCGGAUCAUCGAGCCUUUCAAUCUAGACGCAGCUCCCAUCCAAGUCGCAAAGUGGAAGAGUAGAGAGACCGGGCUCAGUGUGGUUUGGGUGGAUGUCGAAGGUCCACUCGUCAAUGGAUAUUUCACUGUUGCAACCGAAAUCUUUAACGAUUCUGGGGUACCCCAUACACUCGAACACUUGAUAUUCCUUGGCUCAGAAAAAUUUCCCUUCAAGGGUAUUCUUGAUAGCCUCGCCAACAGGGCAUUUGCCAGAGGUACGAACGCUUGGACUGAUACUACGCACACUGCUUAUACAGUCACUACUGCUGGCUCAGAGGGCUUUCUGAGAUUACUCCCGGUUUACCUCGAUCAUGUUCUCUAUCCCACUAUCACCUCUGAGGGCUUCACCACCGAAGUCUACCACAUCAAUGGAAAAGGCGAGGAUGCUGGUGUGGUUUAUAGCGAGAUGCAAGGUAGGGAGAACGGCGCAAUGGACUUGAUGGUACUCCGCAAUCAGCGCUUGUUAUAUCCAUCCACCAGCGCUUACCGUAGUGAGACUGGGGGUUUGAUGGAAGCUCUUCGAGUCUUGACAGUCGAGCAGAUUAGAGAAUACCAUCAAUAUUACUAUCGUCCUCAUAACCUUCAACUGAUCGUCACCGGAAAACUCAAACCGACUCAGCUAUUAGAAGUUCUUAACUCUCAAGUCGAGCCCUCACUCAUCCAACAUGGUCACAACCAAGUGCCUUCAGGAUGGAAAAGGCCAUUCUUGGAAACUCCAAGCAAAGGCGGUGCCCGAAUUGAUAAGAGUCAGACGGUCGAAGUUGAGUUUCCUGAGAAAGAUGAAUCUAGUGGUGAGGUACAAAUCAGUUGGGUUGGACCAAGCACCAAUGAUUUUCUACUACAAACCGCCUUGGAAGUUUUGGGCACUUACCUAACUGAUUCAGCUGUCUCGCCUCUGGCUAAAAGAUUUAUCGAAAUUGACUCCCCACUAUGCACGGAUAUCACGUUCCAUCCAACCGAUGCGGAAAAAACGAUCACGACCGUCUACAUUUCAUCCGUCCCUUUUGAACAAUUGAACACCCUCGGUGAAUCGUUCAAGAAGGCCCUGGCCGAGGAAGCCGCUGCGAUAGACAUGGACCGCCUGAAGAUGGUCAUCGAGCGAGCAGCCUUAAAAACUUGCAAUGCCAUGGAAGUAGAUGCAGCUGACAGUCUAUCAUCAGCCAUCAUAUCUAACUUCCUCUACGGUGGUAGCUCUGAUUUGGUAUCUGGUCUGUCAACCGAACUCGAACGUUACAAAACUUUAUCUACUUGGUCUGCCGAUCGCUGGUCAACGGUCUUCAAGGAAUGGCUAGUGACCCCACCGAGCACAUGUAUCAUCGGAAAACCAUCAGCCAAAUUGUCAGAUAAAUUAGAGGCCGACACCAGGCAAAGGCUAGAAGACACUCGAAAGAAAUAUGGCCCAGAAGGUCUACAGAAGCUAGCCGAAAAACUGACCCACGCUCAAGAGGUUAAUGAUCGUCCUUAUCCCGACAAAUUCAUCGCCGACUUUCCGAUACCAAAGCUGGAGAGCAUCCAAUGGAUCGACGUCCAAAUCGCUAAUGGCAAUGGAACUUACUCCAGUGAUCUUCAAUCUCAUAUCGACCACAAGGAUCCAGUCACUUUGCCUUACUUCGUCCAAUUUAAUCAUAUCAAGUCGAACUUCAUAACUAUCCAUGUCAACUUAUCACCUCCCGACCUACCUGCAGAGCUGUUUCCCCUCUUGCCUACCUACCUUCACUCGUUUUUCUCGCUACCGGUCAAUCGGAAAGAUGGAAGUCGUCUUUCAUACGACGAGGUGGUCCAUCAACUGGAUACGCAAACGGUUGAAUAUGACAUCAAUCUCGGCUGCCCGAUCACUCAGACUUUAGAGAUUUACAUGAAGGUUGAGAAAUCGAAGUAUCCCACCGCGGUGAGCUGGUUAGGCGACUUGCUCUGGCGAAGUGAAUUCGAUGCCGAUCGGCUACGGAUCAAUACCACUAAGAUCUUGCAAACCAUCCCGUCGAGGAAGAGGGAGGGCAGCGACGUUUCUGCUGCACUCUAUGACGAGAUGACGUUCUCUGCCGAUCUGGCACCUUUGACUUCCAAUAACCUUUUCAAGCAAGAAUCUAGCUUGCCACUCGUGUUGGAAAAGCUCAAGUCUGAGCCAGAAUCCUUGAUCAAGCAAAUGGAACAGCUCCGUUCUCAUCUGCUCAAGCCAUCAUCCCUGCGAAUCAGCGUCUCCGGUGAUAUCAUGUGUUUAGCAGAACCCAAGUCGACGUGGCUCAAACAUUUCCAAUCUUUGGAGCCUGCCAAACUGCACAAACCGUUGUUGGGAAAUGCUGUGCUCUCAUCUGACGGCGCUCAGCCUUCGGGCAAGGCACUUGUGAUGUCAAUGCCUUCGAUCGAAUCAAGCUACGCAUACCAUGCAGCCAAAGGUCCACAGGGAUUCGACCAUCCCGACAGUGCGGCAUUAACAGUCGCGAUCAGCGUACUAAAUGCGAUGGAAAGUUACUUGUGGAAGGCGAUCAGGGGGACCGGGUUGGCUUACGGGACCUCGAUCGGCGCGAACGCGGAGACCGGACACGUCUACUUGAGCAUCUAUCGUAGCCCGGAUAGCUCGAAGGCGUUCCUUGAGGCUGGCCGUGUGAUCAAGGAUUUGGUUGAUAAGAAGUUGAAAUUCGAUCACUUGAUUCUCGAAUCCGCCAAGAGUAGCUCGGUCUUUGGAGUAGCAUCUAAAAUCGCCACUGGACCUGAUGCUGCUUAUCGAGUCUAUGCCGACGUCGCCUUGAAAGGGAUCUCUAAAGAUGCUCUCAGGCAGCAGUUGGAACAAGCAAAAUCGGUGACAAUCGACGACGUACUCGAGUCGAUUAAGAAAUACUUGUUGCCGAUCUUCGACUCCAAGACCUCGAUGGCCGCGAUCGCUUCUUCGGCCACUAAGGCUGAACAGAUCUCUGAGUACUUCAAACAGGCCGGCUACUCAGUCGAAGUCAGAGAGUUACAGAACAAUUCUGCUUUGGGUUUGGUUGAGGAUGAUGCGGAUGAUGCGGAUGACUCUUUGGACUCUGAUGCGGAUACUUCUGCUAGUCGUUCUUGAUAGUUUUGAUUGCAUUUUCUCCUACUUCAAAAGAAAAAAAAAAAUCAUCGUUUUUUUUUGUCAUUAUACCCUCGUCAUAUGAUUACAUAUUAUUAGCAACUUGCAACGUUUUUUUGAUCGUU